Bacidia gigantensis is the source of this 1158-nucleotide messenger RNA. RefSeq lists its product as uncharacterized. NCBI's taxonomy places the organism in Eukaryota, Fungi, Ascomycota, Lecanoromycetes, Lecanorales, Ramalinaceae. Gene Ontology annotation, molecular function: heme binding; monooxygenase activity; iron ion binding. The record is from RefSeq and is a predicted model, not a curated record. The transcript is spliced from 2 exons. The coding region runs from base 1 to 1158 and encodes 385 amino acids.
AUGGGCCUCCUAAUCCAAGUCUCCAUCUUGCUCACCCUCCCCUUACUCUACUACCUCCUCCCAUACUAUCAAAACCGCGCACUACAUGGCAUACCAGGCCCCAAACUCGCCGCCCUCAGCAACUUCUGGCUCCUCUACCAAUGCCGCCGAGGACGCCGCUACAAAGCCGUCGACGACGCGCAUCAAAAAUACGGUCCACUCGUUCGUCUCCAACCGAAUCACGUCUCAGUAGCAGACCCAGAAGCUAUCCCCGUGAUCUACAGCCAUACCGGCGGCUGGCUCAAGAGUGAAUACUACGACGCCUUCGUCUCCAUCCGCCGCGGCCUCUUCAACACCCGCUCUCGCGCCGAACACACCCGCAAACGAAAAACGAUCUCACACACCUUCUCCGCCAAAUCCAUCGCGCAAUUCGAGCCCUACAUCGUUUCCAACCUGCACCAACUCCGCCAGCAAUGGGACAGCCUAUGCCCACCCCCUCAAUCCAACACCUUAGAGAAUGGCAACAGCGACAACGGCAGUAACGACGCUUUCACAACAAUCGACGCCCUCCCCUGGCUCAACUACCUCGCCUUCGACAUCAUCGGCGACCUCGCCUUCGGCGCGCCCUUCGGCAUGCUCGCCGCCGGCGCGGACGUGGCGACUGUGCAGCUCUCGCCCAACGAGCCCGCGCGUACCGCUCCUGCUGUGCAGGUGUUGAAUCGGAGGGGCGAGGUUAGUGCCACGCUGGGGUGUUUGCCGGCGCUUAAGCCGUGGGCGGGGUGGUUGCCUGAUCGAUUCUUUCGAGAUGGGAUUAAUGCUGUGAAGGAUUUGGCGGGGAUUGCUGUUGCGAGGGUGGGUGCAAGAUUGGCGGAGGAGGAGGAAGAAGGAGAAGGGGAGAGAAAGGGGAGGGGGAAGGGGGAGGGGAGGAAGGAUUUGCUAGCUAGAUUGAUGGAUGGGAGGGAUGAGAACGGCGAGAAGCUAGGCCGGGAGGAACUGACUGCCGAGGCGCUGACGCAGUUGAUUGCUGGGAGCGAUACUACUAGCAACACGAGUUGCGCGGGUCUGUAUUGGAUUUUGAAGACGGAGGGGGUGCAGGAACGGUUGCAGGCGGAGUUGGAUGCCGCCGUCCCAGCGGACGUGGGAAUACCGAGUUUUGAGAUGGUGAAGGAUCUGAGCUAG